GUGCUGGUCCUUGCUUGCCUGCCUUGUAUCCUACUGUGGGAUCUCACGAUGUGCUGCAUUAAAUGGGAUUGAACGAUGAGAGCCUCCCGCCGCCUCAGCUGCAGUCCCUCCGGGGGUCCCUGGGCCCAGGACAUGCGGUGAUCUCAGAGCAAAGGCAGCCACCACCACCCAGACCUCACCAGCCAUGAAUGCCCACCCCAAGGAGAUGGUGCCCCUCAUGGGCAGAAGAGCUGCUGUCCCCAGUGGGAACCCUGCCGUCCUGCAGGAGAAGAGGCCAGCAGAGAUCACCCCCACCAAGAAGAGUGCACACUUCUUCCUGGAGAUAGAAGGGUUUGAUCCCAACCCCACUGUCUCCAAGACUUCUCCCCCGGUCUUCUCCAAGCCUAUGGACUCCAACAUCCGGCAAUGCCUCUCUGGGAACUGUGAUGACAUGGACUCACCUCAGUCUCCUCAGGACGAUGUGACAGAGACCCCGUCCAAUCCCAACAGCCCCAGUGCAAACCUGGCCAAGGAAGAGCAGAGGCGGAGGAAGAAGCGGCUGAAGCAGCGCAUCUUUGCAGCCGUGUCAGAGGGCUGCGUGGAGGAGCUGCUGGAGCUGCUGGGGGAGCUGCAGGAACUUUGCAAACGGCGUCGUGGCCUGGACAUGGCUGACUUCCUCAUGCACAAGCUGACGGCCUCUGACACGGGGAAGACCUGCCUGAUGAAGGCCUUGUUAAACAUCAACCCCAACACCAAGGAGAUUGUGCGGAUCCUGCUGGCUUUCGCAGAGGAGAAUGACAUCCUGGACAGGUUCAUCAAUGCUGCAUACACAGAGGAGGCCUAUGAAGGGCAGACGGCGCUGAACAUCGCCAUCGAGCGGCGGCAGGGAGACAUCACCGCGCUGCUCAUCGCGGCGGGCGCCGACGUCAACGCUCACGCCAGGGGGGUCUUCUUCAACCCCAAGUACCUACACGAGGGCUUCUACUUUGGCGAGACCCCACUGGCUCUGGCGGCGUGUACCAACCAGCCUGAGAUUGUGCAGCUGCUGAUGGAGAAUGAGCAGACUGACAUCACCUCGCAGGACUCACGGGGAAACAACAUCCUACACGCAUUGGUGACAGUGGCUGAGGACUUCAAGACACAGAACGACUUUGUGAAGCGCAUGUACGACAUGAUCCUGCUGAGGAGCGGGACGUGGGAGCUGGAGACCAUGCACAACAAGGACGGGCUCACGCCACUGCAGCUGGCUGCCAAGAUGGGCAAGGCCGAGAUCUUGAAGUAUAUCCUCAGUCGUGAGAUCAAGGAAAAGCCACUCCGGAGUCUGUCCAGGAAGUUCACGGACUGGGCCUAUGGGCCUGUGUCGUCCUCACUUUACGACCUCACCAACGUGGACACUACGACAGACAACUCGGUGCUGGAAAUCAUCGUCUACAACACCAACCUUGAUAACCGGCAUGAGAUGCUGACCCUGGAGCCCUUGCACACGCUGCUGCAUAUGAAGUGGAAGAAGUUUGCCAAGUACAUGUUCUUCUUGUCAUUCUGCUUUUAUUUCUUCUACAACAUCACCCUGACUCUAGUCUCCUAUUACCGCCCCCGGGAAGAGGAGGCCCUCCCGCACCCCUUGGCCCUGACGCACAAGAUGGGGUGGCUGCAGCUGUUAGGAAGGAUGUUCGUGCUCAUCUGGGCCAUGUGUAUUUCUGUGAAAGAGGGCAUCGCGAUCUUCCUGCUGAGACCCUCAGAUCUGCAGUCCAUUCUCUCUGAUGCCUGGUUUCACUUUGUCUUUUUUGUCCAAGCUGUGCUUGUGAUACUGUCUGUCUUCUUGUACUUGUUUGCCUACAAAGAGUACCUCGCCUGCCUCGUGCUGGCCAUGGCCUUGGGCUGGGCAAACAUGCUCUACUACACGCGGGGAUUCCAGUCCAUGGGCAUGUACAGCGUCAUGAUCCAGAAGGUCAUUUUGCAUGAUGUUCUGAAGUUCUUGUUUGUAUAUAUCGUGUUCUUACUUGGAUUUGGAGUAGCCCUGGCCUCGCUGAUUGAGAAGUGUCCCAGUGACAAUAAAGACUGCAGCUCCUACGGCAGCUUCAGUGAUGCCGUUCUGGAACUCUUCAAGCUCACCAUUGGUCUGGGUGACCUGAACAUACAGCAGAACUCCAAGUACCCCAUCCUCUUUCUGUUCCUGCUUAUCACUUACGUCAUCCUCACCUUCGUCCUCCUCCUCAACAUGCUCAUCGCCCUGAUGGGAGAAACCGUGGAGAAUGUCUCCAAGGAGAGUGAGCGCAUCUGGCGUCUACAGAGAGCCAGGACGAUUUUGGAGUUUGAGAAGAUGUUACCAGAAUGGCUGAGGAGCAGAUUCCGGAUGGGAGAGCUAUGUAAAGUAGCAGAGGAAGAUUUCCGGCUGUGUUUGCGGAUCAAUGAGGUGAAGUGGACUGAAUGGAAAACACAUGUCUCCUUCCUCAACGAAGACCCGGGGCCCGUGAGACGGACAGCAGAUUUCGGCAAAAUCCAAGAUUCUUCCAGAAGCAACAGCAAAACCACCCUCAACGCAUUUGAUGAAAUAGAUGAGUUUCCGGAAACUUCGGUGUAGAAGCAAAAUCCAGAGCUGCUGUGAGCCUGGGCUGUCUGACACUGCUGUCUGGGUCCUGGACUCCGUGCUAAGGGCCUACAGCAGAACGUGGCCUUGCACUGCAUGCCCAGAAGUGGAAAACAACCUCAUGCCAAGUGGUGGCUGAGCUAAGAGGCAGCUGUCAGUCUGUUUGAAUGGGAAACACCUUGGAUUAUUUAUUUAUUUAUUUUUUACUCAGCGAAGGGUUUGUGUAAACCCAUGGCUAGGAGUCCUUGAAGUCCAGGGCGAAGGUCUGGGCUCACCAACUGCAGGACAGCUUGGCUGGGAGAAAGGGGUGGCAGGGAAGGGGCAGAGGCCUGAGGAGCAGAACUUCCUUCCUGCCAACAUCUCCUCGACAGCCCCCAGCCCCAGCCCUCACUUCCCACUGUCUCCCUUACUGGGACUGGGUCUCCUGAAUUUAAGCCGUUCUUGAUCCUAUCCCAUCCCAGAACAAACAGGACUGAACUAAGUCGGGCGUCCUGAGGGUCGAAGGGACUGAGCUCUGGAAAUGCUCUUCUGGACCCUUCCGGGAACAGGAAACUACCCUUGGAAUGAGUGCCUUGGUACCCCAAGGCUCGAACUGUCUCAAACUAAGAGACAUUUUUAGUAGAGUAAUUAACACAGGGUUUUUAUUUUCAAUAGAGAAAAAACAUUUCAGUUUUUGAACGAAAGUUACUUCAGAUGAAGUAUGUGAUUUUAAAAGCUGAGAAACAGAUUGGGGGAUUUGGGGCUGGAUAUAAGUAUUAUAUACUUGGUCUCAGCGUGGCCAGAGCAGGGACAAAAAGCUUUUCUUUACGGACACAAAAGUCCACAUGAGACGUGCCAGGCAGGGCCUGCGUGGGCUGCUGUGACCUGGGUGGCAGAGCUUGGCUCUUGUCCUCGCUCUGGCCCUGCGGUCAUGCAUGCCUCCCAGCUGGGAGCGGGGCUUCUUCUGAUAUAGAAAUAGCAGCUGCUCUGUUUCCAUGGUCUUAAAUCUCAGAGGUUACUAUUACAUAUCAGUACUUCUUAUUGGAGGAAUUUAACCAAAUACCCAGAAUGCUCUGGUAUUAAGUGUUUUUGUUAACUGUGAAUUUUGAGGCUGAAGAGAGGGAGUGUGAGAAAGGAGUGUUUGCCAAAACAUAGGGCUUCUUUUCAGAGCCUCAUCCUCUGAUUUUUCUCCCCCUGAAAUUACGCAGAGUCAGUCUGAGGCAGAGGUGAAGUGGGAAUGGGAGACUUCUUCCGGAUUACUGGAACUUAAACGACUAUAAAAUCUGCUCUGCCUUGGGAAUCCGGUCAAAGGAUUCAUGUGAGAGUUUUUAGAGGCGGGAUUAUCAAGGUAUUGACCACGAGUUUGAAUUUUAAAGGGCGUAAAAAUAAAUUUGGCCUUUUAGACAACUUGGCAAUUGGCUAGUGAAACUGGCUUGAGGCAAACUGAGGAGUGUGAGCCAAGCACUCUGGGCCACUCUGGGCCCUUCUCUCCACUCUGGGCUGCUCUGUGUGCCAGCUUCCCUGGGUGAGUGGACACUUGGCCUUUGUGUCCCUGAUGAGCUGGGGAUGAGAGAGGUGGGGUGGGUCUAGGAUGAGCCUGAGGCCUGCACACUUCGCUGUAGCCCCCGUACUCCCAGCUGAAGCUGACCAGGGCUCUAAGCUGUGGUGCUCAGAUCAAGCUCUGGUGUGAGCAGGGGUAGCAGGGAUGACGUCUGUUCUCUGGAAACAGAUGAUUGAGGGAGAAGGGUUGUCCUGGAGGCAGGAAGAGCACCUGUGUUCCAGAUGGGCAGAAACAGUGCCAAAGGAAAUUUCAAGGACAAAGAUUUUGGUUCCCUCCAGUCUAGCAAAUGCUCCAGAUAUUGAAGAUGUUUAAGCAGAACUCAUUAGGCAUGUUGUUAAGGAUCACAGUCAGAUGGACUGUGAGGUCCUUUUAGCCUGGAGGUCAGCAUCCUGUGUCUGGAGUUCCCUACUUGUGAAUAUCCAGAGCAGAUGUCCUGGUCUGAAGGGCAGCCAUUGGGAUCCAUGGUGCCAUGAUCUGGGAACUCCAGGAUUGUUUUGAUUUGGAUAGGAAUGGAUGAAGUUGCACAGCUCUCCAUUUCCCACUUGAACAAGGACUGCGGGGUGAGGCGAAUGGAAAUCAAUAAUGGGACCUUGUUCCUCUCACACAUCUGAAGAGCUGUUAUCUGUGGAUCUGGAUGGAAUUUGUUGGCAGGGGCAUUUUCUGUACCGUAUUCAUCCCUGAAAGACUUUCAGCCAAGGUCAUCUGAGUCUGGGUGGGCUUACCAAGGCGAAAGGAAGCAAUGAGUCAAAGAUCAUUGGUUUGAAAGAAUCAGUUCCCUUAUUUUAUACCUGAAAACUAAAGACCAGAAAAGAAAGUGGACUUGCUUAAAGCCAUACAGCCAUGUGGGAAGUCACAUCAGAACUGCUGGAGCCAGAGUGCUCUGACUCCUGGGCCACAGGUUUCUCCCAGGACAGUUUCAACAUAGUUAUUCAGUAAAUUUGAGCCUGCCUUUUGGUUGCCACAUAUAUUACGUCAGGGGGCUAAGGGAUUUUGCUCAGAUGAUUCAUGUUGACAGUCUACAUUGUCCCAGUGAUCCCCAGGACAGGUUUAAAACUCAAGUGUGCACAUGGGUGUGCACAAACCAUACACACACACACACACACACACACACCCCACAUCACACCGAAUCCACUGGCAUAUCAGGACUUCUUAAAACUUCAGGAUUUACAUUUCAGUAAUUUAAGGGAUAGGCAUUUUUCCAGGGAUGGAAUCCCCCAUGCUCAGAUAAUGGUUUUGGCUAGGAGUUUUCCUUUGGCUAAACUGCCUCAGGAGGAAUCUGUUAUUCUACACAUUAUGUGAUGAAUGCACCUGGAAUAAAAAUGCUGCUUACCUUCCUCUCUGGGAUGUAGCAGAAGGUGUGAAUUACUGUGAAGUAAUUAAGCUCUUAGAAGGCUCCUGCCUGAGAGAGCCCAGUAUUAUUGAAGUUCCUUUCCUUCCUCAAGGCCUGGUUUAACUGUGUCCUUUUGCUCUGGGCGGGGCCCAGGUGGAUGGGCCGUAUUCCUGGCCUGUAAGCCAUACUUGAGUUUUGCACUGAUUUACAUGUUUAUACUGUGAUCUUGGUUCCAAACAUAGAAUUAACAGCUUGUUCUUAUUGAAUGUGCCUAAUCCUUGUCAAUUUUAAUUCACAUACUUGUUCUUAGUGUUGUGUGUGUGUGAAAAUCAUAAAUAGAGUAAGAACAUUUUAAUGCCAUUGAAGAAAUGCUCUCAUGAUUUCUAAUAAAUAUUUAUUUUGC
Molecule: messenger RNA, 5839 nt
Organism: Mustela erminea (ermine)
Lineage: Eukaryota; Metazoa; Chordata; Mammalia; Carnivora; Mustelidae
Gene: TRPV3
Product: transient receptor potential cation channel subfamily V member 3
Exons: 19
Coding region: 185-2560 (791 amino acids)
Biological process (GO): calcium ion import across plasma membrane
Cellular component (GO): membrane
Molecular function (GO): protein binding; calcium channel activity
Source: RefSeq, a predicted model, not a curated record